AUGGCAACCUCGUCAAUCAGCACGAUGAACAUGUCACGCAGAGCACCAACACCUCUUCGGUCAACCCCCUCUUCGGCACCGCUAGAGGCCAUGGUCGCCAAGAAGCAGGCUCACAUCGAGGAGCUCAUCGCUCAGAAUCGCAGUCUCGAGCACACCAUCAUGAAGCUUCGCGAGACUAUCAACGACGAGCAGGCGCGUGGGAGGGAUGCCGUAGCCAUGGUGCAACAGAAGUGGAAGCAGGAACGCACCGAAUGGCUCGAAGGCUGCGACUCGUUACAGGCCGCGCACCGCAUCGCCCAUCUCCGUACUGCUCUCGAGCUUGAUCGCGAACGUGCUAUAAUCCUCAAAGUUCGCGGAGACGUGCGGCUAGAACGUCUUGCACGACUGCAGCGUGACAAUCGACUGGUCGCGUUCCAGCGGCGUGAAAGUGAGCUGGAAGCACGUGUUGAGGAGCUGUCCAAGGAGCUACUGGACCAGCAAGAAGUACUUGCGAAUGAUCAAGAUAACCUAAAUCAAGAACUCGAACAAUGCAACGUAGAGCUUGCCGAUAUCAAAGGGCAACUUCGCGACGCGCAGGAGGAGCUGGUGGGCGUGGAGAAGCAGAAGCAGAAGGCCGAGGACGCCCUGGCCAAACUGCGCGCCGAACAUACCACCCUCGUCGCCUCGUCCGGUACCACCGCAACCAACCUCGAGCGUACAACGUUGCAAUUGGAUGGUCUCAAGUCGUCUUUAUCCGAGCUUGAAACGAAGCACGCAGAUGCGGAGCGCACAAUUGCAGACCUACGCCGCCAGCUUGAGAAGUGGCGUAGCCUCGAGAGCCGUGAGGGAGCAGAGAUGGAAACUCUCCGGCGCGAGAAGAUCGACCUCGAAAUUCGUGUCAAGACACUCGAAGCCAGUCUCAAAGAGGCUGAAACUAGUACAAAAGGGAGAGAGGAAGUGGUGGAGAAGGCGCAGACCAAGCUUGAGAAGUACAAACACUCGAUAGACGAACACAAAAAGGCGAUCGUUGAAGCACAUGAAGCAGCAGACCGAGCAGAGGCGGAGGCGGAGGAGGUGAAGGAGCAACUGGCCGAAGCAGAAAGCAAGAUCAAGACCCUGCAGGAACAGCUAAAGGCCGAAAAAAGCAGAGCUGACGAAGUUGCCGCGCAGGCUCAGGCACGAGCUUCAGCGACAACGAAGAAGUCGAAGACACCCGCUUCACUAUCUGAUGCGCGUCGUUCCUCCGAAAACGAAGUGGAAGUCAUAGUCGAAGCGCCCUCCCCGCCUCCCUCUCCGCCACCUCCACAGAAACCAAAGCCACGGCCCCGUCCCAGGUCCAAAGUCCAUGCGCCUGUCCAAGAUAAUGAUAUCGAGGAGAUUGAGUCGCCGGUACAACCCCCGGAGAAGCCCGCGAAGAAGAGCACCAAAUCCCGCGGCGCACCAGUAGCGGCAUUGGACGACCAAGCCUCUGGCCCUUCGCGACCGAAGACGCGCAAUGAGAAAUCACAGCCAGCUCCCUCUGCUAUCGCUGACGCUGACGACGACGACGACGACGACGACGACGAGGUGAUGAUUUCCGAAGUCACGCCCAAAGCUAAGGCGAAGGCGAAAGGUAAGGGCAAGGAGAAGGAGAAGACCAACGGCAAGGAGAAGGAGAAGACCAACGGCAAGGAGAAGGCGAAACCGAAGGCGAAACCGAAAGGCAGAGAUAAAGACAAGGACGAAGACGAGGACAGCGCGAAUGCGCAGACCGCUGCAAAAGAGAAGGGCAAGCGGAAGGCAAUCGCGCUUGAUUCGGACGCUGAGGAUGUGCUGGACAGCUCUGCACCUAAGAAAGGCUCGCGGAAGAAGAAAGCCCGAGACGAGGAUGAGAAUGAUGGCGGUGUGUCGCAGAAGCCGAAGCCAAGGGCGAAACCAUCGAAACCUCCAGCGAAGGCCCCAAGUUAUGAGGCGAGCACGGGCGGAUCAUUGGAUGGAUUCAUUGUGGUUGCUUACAUCCUCUCAUUCCUUCCGUUCAUCAAGGUAAUUGCUUUGCUCAUCAGAAUUGUCUUCAGGUCAGUUUCCACCUUGACUAUUUCUCUUCCUCCAUUUAUGUACUCCGCACCGCCUGCGUGA
Postia placenta MAD-698-R-SB12 is the source of this 2094-nucleotide messenger RNA. RefSeq lists its product as hypothetical. The record is from RefSeq and is a predicted model, not a curated record. Bases 1 to 2094 code for a protein of 697 amino acids. The transcript is spliced from 5 exons. NCBI's taxonomy places the organism in Eukaryota, Fungi, Basidiomycota, Agaricomycetes, Polyporales, Adustoporiaceae.